Molecule: messenger RNA, 3061 nt
Organism: Panthera uncia (snow leopard)
Lineage: Eukaryota; Metazoa; Chordata; Mammalia; Carnivora; Felidae
Product: tubulin beta-3 chain
Exons: 7
Coding region: 16-2715 (899 amino acids)
Biological process (GO): axon guidance; G protein-coupled receptor signaling pathway; microtubule cytoskeleton organization
Cellular component (GO): microtubule; cytoplasm; membrane
Molecular function (GO): structural constituent of cytoskeleton; GTPase activity; G protein-coupled receptor activity
Source: RefSeq, a predicted model, not a curated record
UUCCCUGGCGGGACUAUGUCCGUGCAGGGCCCCCAGAGGAGGCUGCUGGGCUCCCUCAACUCCACCUCCCCAGCCGCCCCGCGCCUCGGGCUGGCCGCCAAUCAGACAGGGCCCCGGUGCCUGGUGGUGUCCGUUCCCGACGGACUCUUUCUCAGCCUGGGGCUGGUGAGCGUGGUGGAGAACGUGCUGGUGGUGGCCGCCAUUGCCAAGAACCGCAACCUGCACUCGCCCAUGUAUUACUUCAUCUGUUGCCUGGCCGUGUCCGACCUGCUGGUGAGCGUGAGCAGUGUGCUGGAGACGGCCGUCAUGCUGCUGCUGGAGGCGGGCACCCUGGCCGGCCGGGCCGCCGUGGUGCAGCAGCUGGACGACAUCAUCGACGUGCUGGUCUGUGGCGCCAUGGUGUCGAGCCUCUGCUUCCUGGGCGCCAUCGCCGUGGACCGCUACAUUUCCAUCUUCUACGCGCUGCGGUACCACAGCAUCGUCACGCUGCCCCGGGCGUGGCGGGCCAUCUCAGCUAUCUGGGUGGCCAGCGUCCUCUCCAGCACGCUCUUCAUCGCCUACUAUGAUCACACGGCCGUCCUGCUCUGUCUCGUCAGCUUCUUUGUAGCCAUGUUGGUGCUCAUGGCCGUGCUGUACGUCCACAUGCUCGCCCGGGCGUGCCAGCACGCCCGGGGCAUCGCCCGGCUCCAUAAGCGGCAGCGCCCCGUCCACCAGGGCUUGGGCCUCAAGGGCGCGGCCACGCUCACCAUCCUGCUGGGCAUUUUCUUUCUCUGCUGGGGCCCCUUCUUCCUGCACCUCUCGCUCAUGGUCCUCUGCCCUCGACACCCCAUCUGUGGCUGCGUCUUCAAGAACUUCAACCUCUUCCUCACCCUCAUCAUCUGCAACUCCAUCGUCGACCCCCUCAUCUACGCCUUCCGCAGCCAGGAGCUCCGGAAGACGCUCCAAGAGGUGCUGCUGUGCUCAUGCGCUCCACCUCCAGCCCGGCACCAGGCGAGGACACCCACCUUUGCUGCCAAGCCUAUGGAUCUGCGCCCCGUGGCCUGUCGGGAUGUGAAGUCUCUGUGUGGGCCGAAUGACAAGCGCCGCUCCCCGGGAGGGCCUCUGGAAAAGGGACUUUGUGACCAGCAGGACCUGGCUUCACAGGCCUGCUUCAGGAAGAAACCCCGGCGGCGGCGGGAGGAGGCGCCGCAGCGCGCGGCCGAGUGGGGAUGCGCGGUGCUGAUGGUGCAGGCCGGUGCCGCAUUCUGCGGCGGCGCCCUCCGAUUGGCCGCGCCCGAGCUGGCGGCGGGGACGCCCGAGCCUCCGCAGCCAGCCCCGGCCUGUACGCGCGUGUCCCGCAGCCGCCCGCCGCCCGCACCGAGCAUGAGGGAGAUCGUGCACAUCCAGGCCGGCCAGUGCGGCAACCAGAUCGGGGCCAAGUUCUGGGAGGUGAUCAGCGACGAGCACGGUAUAGACCCCAGUGGCAACUAUGUGGGGGACUCGGACCUUCAGCUGGAGCGCAUCAGCGUCUACUACAACGAGGCCUCUUCUCAUAAGUAUGUGCCUCGGGCCAUUCUCGUGGACCUUGAGCCUGGGACCAUGGACAGUGUCCGGUCUGGGGCCUUUGGGCAUCUCUUCAGGCCUGACAACUUCAUCUUCGGUCAGAGCGGGGCUGGCAACAACUGGGCCAAGGGUCACUACACGGAGGGCGCCGAGCUGGUGGACUCGGUCCUGGACGUGGUGCGGAAGGAAUGUGAGAAUUGCGACUGCCUGCAGGGCUUCCAGCUGACCCACUCGCUGGGCGGGGGCACGGGCUCGGGCAUGGGCACCCUCCUCAUCAGCAAGGUGCGCGAGGAGUACCCGGACCGCAUCAUGAACACCUUCAGCGUGGUGCCCUCGCCCAAGGUGUCGGACACGGUGGUGGAGCCCUACAACGCCACGCUGUCCAUCCACCAGCUGGUGGAGAACACUGACGAGACCUACUGCAUCGACAACGAGGCCCUGUACGACAUCUGCUUCCGCACCCUCAAACUGGCCACGCCCACCUACGGCGACCUCAACCACCUGGUGUCGGCCACCAUGAGCGGCGUCACCACGUCCCUGCGCUUCCCGGGCCAGCUGAACGCCGACCUGCGCAAGCUGGCCGUGAACAUGGUGCCCUUCCCGCGCCUGCACUUCUUCAUGCCCGGCUUCGCCCCGCUCACCGCCAGGGGCAGCCAGCAGUACCGCGCGCUCACGGUGCCCGAGCUCACGCAGCAGAUGUUCGACGCCAAGAACAUGAUGGCCGCGUGCGACCCGCGCCACGGCCGCUACCUGACGGUGGCCACCGUGUUCCGUGGCCGCAUGUCCAUGAAGGAGGUGGACGAGCAGAUGCUGGCCAUCCAGAGCAAGAACAGCAGCUACUUCGUCGAGUGGAUCCCCAACAACGUCAAGGUGGCCGUGUGCGACAUCCCGCCCCGGGGCCUCAAGAUGUCCUCCACCUUCAUCGGCAACAGCACGGCCAUCCAGGAGCUGUUCAAGCGCAUCUCCGAGCAGUUCACGGCCAUGUUCCGGCGCAAGGCCUUCCUGCACUGGUACACGGGCGAGGGCAUGGACGAGAUGGAGUUCACCGAGGCCGAGAGCAACAUGAACGACCUGGUGUCCGAGUACCAGCAGUACCAGGACGCCACGGCCGAGGAGGAGGGCGAGAUGUACGAAGACGAUGAGGAGGAGUCCGAGGCUCAGGGCCCCAAGUGAAGCGGCUGGAGGGGCGAGCCGGGCUGCGGCCAGGGCCACGAGGCCUGUCCCCUGGCGCCACGUCGCUACUGACACCAUCCCCAGGCUUGCCCCCACCAGCUCUGCUCACAGCACCCUAGGGCUCCCGAGAGCUUGUCCUCCAGUAUUUACGGCAUCCCCACCCCACGUGAGUCCUGUCGUCCCGCCAUAGGUCACCUCCAUUUUUGUGUCUGCUUUAUCGUCAGCUGCAGGCCUGAUGUUUUAUGGCUUAUUUUGUUUCUUUUGUUUUUGUUUUUUUGGUUUUUUACUGGUUUGUGUUUAUAUUUUUGGGGGAGGGGAUACUUAAUAAAUUUAUUGCUGUCAGAUA